AUGGCCUUGAAACCCCUUCUCCUCCUCCUCUCUCUCUACUCCACUCUCAUAUCCUGCGCUCCAACAUCCGAGCUUCCAAUCAUUGACCUUGGCUACGUCCAACAACGAGCCACCGUCUACAACUCCACCAACGACUACUAUAUCUUCAAGAACGUCCGCUUUGCCGCCCCGCCUUUUGGUGAUCUCCGUUUCCGCAAACCCACCCCACCAGACUACGAGGGGAAAAUCCAGGAUGGCAACAUUACUGGGACAGAGUGUGUGCAGACCCUUCCGGGAAUGGCCGUAGAAGCUGGUGAAGGUAUAUUAAGUGGGGAAACUUAUACAAUUGGAACUGAAGACUGUUUGUAUCUGGACGUGUAUGUACCUGCUUCGCUCAAAGCGACGGAUAAAGCGCCAGUGCUUCAGUGGUUCUUUGGGGGUGGGUAUAUGUUCGGUAGUAAGGAAAUGUGGGGUGAUCCAGCAGAGUUGAUUAAAUCCGCGGAUGAGCCAAUGAUUUAUGUUGCGUCGAACUAUAGGCUUGGCGCUUUUGGGUGGCUUGCGGAUGCAAACCAGGAUAUUGACGUUAAUGUUGGGCUCCAUGAUGUCCGCGCAGCUAUGGACUGGGUCAACGAUCAUAUCUCCAAAUUUGGCGGUGACCCAGAGAGAGUCACUGUAAUCGGGGAGAGUGCGGGCGGUGGAGUAAUUAUGCACACGAUCGUUGCGUACGGUGGCGAACAUUCACCGCCGCCGUUUAAACAGGCAAUUCUGCAAUCUCCAGGUCUGCUAGCAGAUAGGAACUCUUUCGAGAGACGAAGCAGUGGCUACCAGAAUUUCCAGAAUUCUGCCAACUGCACUAGCCUUGAAUGCCUGAGAGCGGCGUCCACUGAGACUCUGACCGUAGCCAAUGAUGCGGUCCUCAAAUCUGGUCUUAUGGUACCCACACCCGUAGCAGAUGGGGAUUAUAUCCCAGACCUAGCUACCAUUUUGUUGUCCGAAGGAAAAUUCCACCACAUUGAUAGUAUCAUUGCGUCGAAUACAUGGUAUGAGGCCGGCCUGUUCAUACUAACAAUUGGCAAUGUAACUUCCGAAACCUUUAGAGACUUCGCUCAAGGCAACAUCGCGAAUAUCUCGGCGUCCUCUCUUGCCAGACUCGAGGAGCUCUAUCCAAAAGGCAGUAACGAAGCCGAGGAAUACAAAAGAGUUGCAGACCUAAUGCAAGAUGUCUUCAUUAAUUGCAAUGUCGUCGCCUUGGCGAAGGCCUUCGGUGAUGAUACGUACCGCUAUAUCUUCAAUGUAUCCCGAGCCUGGCACGGAGAUGAUGUGCUUUAUAACUUUUACAACCCAGGCAUUGAUGUUCCCGGAGCACCGCCAGUCAGCGUGUGGGCUGCUAAGGCGCAUCAGGAGUACUUGACUGACUACACAGUAAAGGGAGACCCUGGUUGUGCGGACACACCUUCUUGUUUUACGAAGUAUGGUACAGAGGAGACUUCGUUGAUGAUCACUGAUGAGAAUGUUGAAAUUUUAUCGGCCGACCCAUGGAAUAACGAGAGAGUUGACUUUUUGAUUAACGGUGUGUGGGAGAAUUGA
Morchella importuna is the source of this 1566-nucleotide messenger RNA. RefSeq lists its product as uncharacterized. Bases 1 to 1566 code for a protein of 521 amino acids. Lineage: Eukaryota; Fungi; Ascomycota; Pezizomycetes; Pezizales; Morchellaceae. The record is from RefSeq and is a predicted model, not a curated record. The transcript is spliced from 4 exons.